Molecule: messenger RNA, 1471 nt
Organism: Theobroma umbraticum
Lineage: Eukaryota; Viridiplantae; Streptophyta; Magnoliopsida; Malvales; Malvaceae
Product: UPSTREAM OF FLC protein (DUF966)
Source: RefSeq, a predicted model, not a curated record
UACAGGAUUCUUCUAUGUUUUGGCGUCUAUAGGAACCACUAGGACAGGAGGGAGCAGAAUAGCAAUGGAAGCUGCGGGUAAAGGCGGAGGAGGCCAACUGAGGAGACUUCACAUCAUAUACUUCCUCAACCGUAUGGGUCGCACCGAGCACCCCCAUCUCAUUCGUGUUCACCAUGUCAAUGAAAAGGGCGUUUAUCUAAGAGAUGUGAAGAGGUGGCUAUCAGAUUUGAGAGGAAAAGGCAUGCCGGAAUCUUUUUCUUGGUCCUACAAGAGGAGGUACAAGACCGGUUAUGUUUGGCAAGACUUGAUGGAUGAUGAACUAAUCACCCCAAUCUCGGACAACGAAUAUGUCCUUAAAGGCUCCGAGAUCAUGCCCUCUACCCCAUUUGAGGCUACUUCACAGGGUGAAAAGAGGGCCGUUGAGAUUGAAGAAAAGGACCCCCGGGACAAGCCGUUACCUAAGGAAGCAAUACAAGAGAACUCUAGUUAUUUUUUGCCCGAAAUCUACCAAGAAUCACCUCAAUUUGCCUUAGACUUAGAGACGAAGCUUGACGAUAAGUCUCACCAGACGCAGCAGGGCGGCAAAGAUGAAGAUCCAUCCUCCUUUUACUCCGCCAUGCAGAAUCAGAAGAACAAGAGAGGGGCAAAGACAAAAGACAAAUGCAACAACAAUAACGUGGACAAAGUAAUGGAUAUUCCAAGUUGUUCGUCAUUUUCAUCGCCGCCAUUUUCACCGACACUAUCCUAUGCAACGGGCAAGGGCUAUUCGAGGGGAGCACGUCAGAAGCUUCGGAAUUUGCUGAGCUGUGGUGCCGUUGACACCGACGAUGCUGCGCUAAUCAUGCUUAAUCGAGUGGGAAAAAUCAAGCCUACCCAUUUCGACUAUUCCUGUGGUAAAAGCGUUAAGAUAAUUAAAGGAGACACAUUGGGUGGGUCUGCCAGGGUUUUUGGAACUCCAUGGAAUGAGCAACAACAGUGCAUGGCUUCGAAAAGCUUUGACGAGGCCAAGAAUUGCAAGAAGAAGCAGGGGGCUGAAUUUGGUUGCUCGAAAGUGGUCUCGGCUGCAUACAAGCCAGUGGGAGGGCCAACUUGCUCGUAAGUGCCCUUAUAUCCGAUCUAUAUAUUUAGAUAUAUUGCUGACUGCAAAAAUGGAGGAGAUUGCUACGAGAGCAGACCAAACUCAACCGCUUAAGAAACUAAAAUGCAGAAAGGAAAAGCAACCACUGCAGGGUGCCGACAACAAACUGAUUUAAAAGUUUAACAAAAUGCCAAGUGAAAAUGAGAUUUGUAAAGGUCUUCUAUGUUUCCCAUUAGUUUAUUCCCCCACUUUAUACUCCUAUUUUGAUUGAUAAACUACUUGAAUUAGUUUUGCACUCUUACUUUGCUUAUAGAGUGAACUCACAAACAAAGUGCAAUCAGCAAUCAUGACAAGAUGAUAAGACAGUUUGCUGCCUGUGUGACAGGUUCCAGU